This is a messenger RNA of Phalaenopsis equestris, 1519 nucleotides long. RefSeq names its product ethylene-responsive transcription factor 1-like. Gene Ontology annotation, biological process: regulation of DNA-templated transcription; ethylene-activated signaling pathway. Gene Ontology annotation, molecular function: DNA binding; DNA-binding transcription factor activity. The transcript has 3 exons. Bases 225 to 1250 code for a protein of 341 amino acids. Lineage: Eukaryota; Viridiplantae; Streptophyta; Magnoliopsida; Asparagales; Orchidaceae. The record is from RefSeq and is a predicted model, not a curated record.
UUUGGAGCUUAGCCUCUGGACCAUUCCCCAUUUCUCUGACGUCUGUCUGUGUACUGUUGGGCAUGCAAAGAACCCGCGACGAUUUUACUGUUUGCCUCCCCAAGAAACUUUCUAUAAUAAACGCACAAUCUCCACCAACCUUUCCAUCUUGAAACAAGCUUUUGAAGUUGUUAUAUCUCUGCAUUGAUCGGAAAGGUGAGAUUUUUUUCCUGGCCCUUUACGAUAUGUGCGGUGGAGCGAUCAUUUCCGACUUCAUCCCGUCGGCAAGGCAGCGGCGAGUUGCGAAAGACUGUCUAUGGGCCGAUCAGGGAAAGAAGAAGAAGAAGAAAAGAAAUGAUGGCCGGAAGAUUCGUGCGGAGGAGUUCGAUGAUGACUUCGAAGCCGAUUUCCAGGAGUUUAAGGACGAGGUGACGGAGGUGGACGAAAUGGAGGAGCCUUUUGACGUCAAGUCUUUCGCUUUCCGUCCAAAGUUGGCGCCUUUAAGCAGAGCUGAGGAUUCAACAAUUCUGAAACGCUUUCAAUUGGAUGGAGAUGCUGAUCAUAAAUCAGGCAAAAGGAAGAGGAAGAACCAGUACAGAGGAAUCCGCCAACGCCCAUGGGGAAAAUGGGCGGCUGAGAUUCGAGAUCCUCGCAAAGGAGAACGGGUCUGGUUAGGAACAUUCGACACGCCGGAGGAGGCCGCUCGAGCUUACGAUGCUGCAGCUCGUAAGGUUCGAGGCAAGAAAGCCAAGGUGAACUUCCCUGAUGAAGCUCCCAAAACUGCUCUGAGUCAUCCUCCACAAACAUUGCAAGAAAACUCUAAUUGGGAAUCAAGUUUCGAUGCAAACUACAAUUUUUACUCGAGUUUUUGUAUGGGAGAGGAGAUUGUUGUGCCAAUAAAGAUUCAGAAUAUGUAUUCCGAGCAGGAAAGCAACUCUUUAAAUUGCUCGGAUUAUGGCUGGGAACAUGAGUUCAAUAACCCUGAGAUUAACUCAAUUCCAUCUACUACUGUUGAUGAACUUAAAUCUGCGUACCUGGAAGAGAGUGCGGCUGGCAAGAAACUCAAAACUGAUUCUGGUGAGGAUUCAGCAAUGAAAUUUUCAGAAGAUCUGUCGGCUUUUGAUCCAGUUCUGAAGUUCAUGACAUCCUCUGAAGGAACCUUAGAUGGAUCACUUGAUUCCAUUCUUGGCACCGAGAUGAUUCAAGAUGGAAUCAAUUUCAUGGAUCUCUGGAGCUUUGAGGACAUCCCUAUAUCUGAUAUGAUUUUCUAAAUUAUAUCUGAUAUCUAUCCGGAUCUCUCCAAAUUAGAAGAAAAAUAGACAUAUAUGUGGAGAUUAUGAAGAGGCUGAACUGUUAGCCAGAUAUGCUACCAAUUUCAUUGAAGCAGACGUUGGUUAUUAUAUGCUAAUAAGUGUAGUUUUUCUGUACUGAUUGUUGUGUCUUUCAGAACUGAAAUAUGUGCGAGUGGUUUGCAGCUGAUUUCUGGUUUUGUAUAUUGUUGUUGUUAGAGAUAUAAUUACUUGAUGAGUGGUUAUGUUUA